Artibeus jamaicensis (Jamaican fruit-eating bat) is the source of this 2086-nucleotide messenger RNA. It is a transcript of the gene CHMP4C, whose product is annotated as charged multivesicular body protein 4C. Lineage: Eukaryota; Metazoa; Chordata; Mammalia; Chiroptera; Phyllostomidae. Gene Ontology annotation, cellular component: cytoplasmic side of plasma membrane; multivesicular body; ESCRT III complex. The transcript has 5 exons. Gene Ontology annotation, biological process: vesicle budding from membrane; late endosome to vacuole transport via multivesicular body sorting pathway. The coding region runs from base 153 to 866 and encodes 237 amino acids. The record is from RefSeq and is a predicted model, not a curated record.
GGGCGGGGCCCUGGCGCCAGGAAAUGCCCAGGAGUGUGUGUCACCUGCCCCGAACACUUGUUGAUUCUCAGGAACGCGGCCUUUGAGGUCGGAACCCGAGAAGGAUUGCGAUCUCGCCUCCUGGGCCUCAGGCGGCCCCCAGACACGCAGACAUGAGCAAGUUGGGCAAGUUCUUUAAAGGGGGAGGCUCUUCUAAGAGCCGAGCGGCUCCCAGCCCCCAGGAAGCCCUGGCCCGACUUCGGGAGACUGAGGAGAUGCUAGGCAAGAAACAGGAGUACCUGGAAAACCGCAUCCAGAGAGAACUCAUCCUGGCCAAGAAGCACGGCACGCACAAUAAGCGAGCUGCAUUGCAGGCACUGAAGAGAAAGAAGAGGUUUGAGAAGCAGCUCACUCAGAUUGAUGGCACACUGUCCACAAUCGAGUUCCAGAGAGAAGCCCUAGAGAACUCACACACCAAUGCUGAGGUGCUGAGGAACAUGGGCUUGGCGGCCAAGGCGAUGAGAGCAGUUCAUGAAAACAUGGAUCUGAAUAAAAUAGAUGAUUUGAUGCAAGAGGUCACAGAGCAACAGGAUUUUGCCCAAGAAAUCUCAGAAGCAUUUUCUCAGCGGGUUGGAUUUGGCGAUGACUUUGAUGAGGAUGAGUUGAUGGCAGAACUGGAAGAGUUGGAGCAGAAAGAAUUAAAUAAGAAGAUGACAAGUAUUCGACUCCCACAUGUGCCUUCCUCUUCCCUCCCAGCACAGCCAGACAGAAUGCCAGGUAGAAUGAGGGGCACAUUAUCCAGUGCACAGAGGUCCCAAGCAGCCUCUUCUAGGAGGACAGAAGAACAGGAGGAUGACAUCAAACACUUGGCAGCUUGGGCUACUUAAAUGAAAAUGGAAUUUUUUGAUGCCUAAAUUAAUAACCUCUACAUAGGACAUAAAAAAUAUUUUUGCCAAGUUCAGAAGUUAACAGAGACCCUGUUUCACAUUUACACUGAAUGAGUAAUUGUCUUUUAAGCUUUGUAAGUAAAAGUUAAAGAAUAAAGAAAGGAGUCAUGCCAGACAGAAGUAGGGAUGGAAAGGAAUUCCUGGUGGCAUCUUGCAGGACCUCUCCACAAGGAUGGAAGGGGCCCCUGUCUUUCUUACUACUGAAUCCCAGUCCUGGAACAUAGCUGGUGCUCUCUCUAUGUUUGUUGACAAGAAAUGGACAUCUGUUCACCUAUAAAACGUAUAAUCAUUUAUAAGCCAUCUAAGAGAGAUGUGUCUGUGAUAGCUGGAAGAAUAACUUCCUAUUCUACGCAAGUGCAAUUGGGCUGUGUUUCCAUGUUAGUGGAUAUGGUACCCACAGUAGAUGGAAAUACACUAUGUCUCUAGUAGGAGAGAUGUCAUGUGGGGCAGUCCUGUGCAAGUCUACACAUAGUUUCACUUGAGUUUUGUCAUUGGGAAUCUUAAAGGAUUUUAAAUUGACAUUUAUUAUGCCAAUUAAGCUUGGAAUGGGGCAGUGGAUGCAUUUCCCAGAAUGUCUGAAAGCACUAGGAACUCACACUCAUGCCUGAGUGUGAUUCAGCUGCUUAGGAAGCUGUGUGACAGCCUGGGGCCAUUAUGAUGCUGCUUCAGUGGCUGAAUAUGUAAAUGUUCAUGUUUUCUGCCCUAUGCUCUCUUAUUCAUUUACACUUUGCAGCCUAUUUCUUGUAAAUACAUUAAAAUAUAGGCCAUUAAAAGUAUAUCUUGAAUGACAUUUUGGCCAUAAUUAUUUUUAAAUGAAAGUAUAUUACAAAGCUAUGUAUUGCCCAAAAUAUGUCAUGAAGCAUAAAACGACAAUGUUAUUACAUAAAAUGUAGUGUUCCCUACAUUUGCUUAGCAACAUAGUGAAAUGGAGAGAACACUGGGUGUGGAGAUAGGGUCCUGAUUCCAUCCCCUGCCUUGCCACUAACACAGAAAGGAGGAGGCACAAACUCCAAACCUUUUUGUCUUCAUUGGGAGAGCUAAGGGCUGGACUUGAUCUCUAAUGGACCAAUCUUGCCACAGGCCUUUUGCAUAUUGCUGUUCUUCUUAGUAGUCUUCUUACCCUCCACAACACGGGUACCAAAUCUUAUUUCCUAAGUCUU